Aphanomyces astaci is the source of this 763-nucleotide messenger RNA. RefSeq lists its product as hypothetical. Lineage: Eukaryota; Oomycota; Saprolegniomycetes; Saprolegniales; Verrucalvaceae. The transcript has a single exon. The record is from RefSeq and is a predicted model, not a curated record. Bases 49 to 645 code for a protein of 198 amino acids.
CCCAGUUCUACCCCACAUUCCCAUAUUUCGACCCGCACCGCAAUUGCCAUGGCGCCGCCUUCGUCUUCGUCGUCUACGUCCAUCGCGGGACCGCCGCCUUCAGGCCCAACCCUAUCCGAACGCAUCGCUGCCAUUCAGAACAUGGACAUCUCUCGCGUACUUCGGCUCAUGCGCCUUGGCAACGUGUUCUGUUCAGUGUUCCAGAUUGUGGCUGGAAUCGGCGGCGUGUUCAACCUCAUCGCGCUGAAUGUCACGGGCGCGCUUCUAUCUAUGUACGUGGUGCUCUUCGGCCUGCUCUUCCUCUUGUUUGAGUGCCGCUUGAAGAGCAUGGAAAGCCGCAUCCGAGCCAACUUUGGGUUCCUCUUCUCGUACAACGGCCGCGCCGGGUUCAUUUUCUUCAUCGGGUUCCUCGAUUUCGGCAUGGGGUCCGCCAUGGGCACCGUGGCCGGCAUCCUUAUGUGCCUGAACGCGUUCCUCAACCUCUUUAUCAUGCUCAAGCACCCCGAGUUCGCCUCUGGCGCUGUCCGCAAGGACGCCGACCCGACUACAGGGUACGCCGAUUCCAAGGAAGCAGCGCAAGCAUACCUCCAUUCGAACCCGCAAGUCGCCCUCCAAGCGACCAAAUUUGCGCUCUCUGGAAGAUAAGCUGCCAUUUCAUGGUGCAUUGAAUAUAUUCCAGGAUCAAGGAUGAUUCCAUCUCCUUUUGUACUGUACUAAUAGUAGUACUAGUGGGGUAUAUUAAUCUCACAAUUCUGAACAGAUA